GAAUAAUGUGUGGAUGGCAGCUCUUAAAGAUCUGAGUUUAGUUGCAAAAGUAUUAGUAGGUGACUUUCUGUUCAAGUCAUCCACUACUUUUCAUUGGCUGGCUGAGGCCUUUGAGGGUUGUUGGAGAGAAGAUGGCAGGCUUUACAGAGCUGGAGUUUUCCGGUAUACUUAUUGGGACCAUGGUGGGAAUAUGGAUAAUUUUAUGGCUGCUGGACUAUAUCCAGCAGAAAAUAAUAAUGUGGAUGGAAAUACAGAGGAAGAAGAGUGAGAUGGGGAGGAAGAUAAGGAGAAGGAGAGAGCAGAAGAAGAGGAGAAUGGAGGAGGAGAGUGUGAGGAUGGAGGAAGAGAGGAAGAGGAUGGAGGAGGAGAUGAAGAGGAUGGAGGAGGAGAGGAUGAGGAUGGAGGUGGAGAGGAAGAAGAUGGAGUAUGACCCAGAAAAUCCAUUUGCCAAUAUCAUCCAAGAAGAGAUUAUAGACUGGGUGAAGUCAGUGGCAGGCUGAAAGAGAAGAAAAUAAUAUCAAUCUUACAUAACAUCUGAAGAACCAAAAACAACGAGAGGAAAAAAGAAAUGAACACCAAUAGUAAAAAAUUAUAAAAAUAACAUCAUCCUCUUUUUUAAAAAUCUAAUAAAAUGUUUUUUAACCUCUUAAGGAUGCCCAGUAUCUCAGUCGGGCUAAUCGGGACCACUGUGCUGAAACCGCAGUGUCCCGAUCAGCUAGGAUGCACGAGGAGGGUCCCUUACCUGCCUCCUCGGCAUCUGAUCGCCGAAUGUCUGCUCCUUGUCUGAUAUCCAGGCAGGAGCAGUCAAUCGGCUAUAACACUGCCUGUAAGAGAUCACUAUAUAUCCGGUUAUCAUCCCCUAUGGGGGCUAUAACAUUGCAAAAAAAAGUGAGAAAAAAGUUAGUAAAGAUA
This is a messenger RNA of Hyla sarda, 912 nucleotides long. RefSeq lists its product as uncharacterized. Bases 132 to 500 code for a protein of 122 amino acids. The record is from RefSeq and is a predicted model, not a curated record. Lineage: Eukaryota; Metazoa; Chordata; Amphibia; Anura; Hylidae. The transcript has 4 exons.